Messenger RNA from Entelurus aequoreus (snake pipefish), 4004 nucleotides. It is a transcript of the gene cep85l, whose product is annotated as centrosomal protein 85, like. The record is from RefSeq and is a predicted model, not a curated record. Bases 230 to 2356 code for a protein of 708 amino acids. Gene Ontology annotation, cellular component: centrosome. NCBI's taxonomy places the organism in Eukaryota, Metazoa, Chordata, Actinopteri, Syngnathiformes, Syngnathidae. The transcript is spliced from 13 exons.
UGGUGACGUCAUCCGGUGUAAUUUAGAGGAAGGAGACCGUUACUAGAAAAUGUCUCCAGACAACAAACUUCCAGAAUGGGUUUUUAUAGCCUCUCUGUCUCGCUAAAAUGCCACGAAUAGCAUAGUAACUGUGUUUAAAUCCCGCAGUGGCCUCAUUCCGCCCGUUGACUGUUUUUUUUACCCUCCGACACAAAGCUGUUUUUUUCCGGCGGUUACAUAAAAAGUCUUAAUGUGGACCAGAGGUGAUCCUGACGAUGGACACGAGUCUUGUAAAACAGGUUCAAAUAGCGGAGGAUCUCCUGGAUGGGUUGGCAGCCAUGAAUCAACUUGGCACAGCAAACAGCCCAGCAUCUUUAGGCGCAGACACAGCAGUGUGUCAGACAGUGGCGAUACCGGUAUUGGUACCUACUGCUCUGAUGGCGUGGAAGAUGACUCCAGCUCAAGCACCGCACCCUCAUCUCUGCGCCCACUGUCUAUCUCUGGCCAAGAGGAUGCGUUUGGCAACAGCAUCCCCGUCGUUCAUGUCAAGCCAUCUCCCUCCACCACAUCCUAUGUCAGUCUGAAAAGGACAGCAUCAUCCAGCAGCUCAGGUCACUUGAGUAGGUCUUGCCAGGUGCUCCCUCCAGCCAGUUCUCCCCUUAGUGCACCUGGUAGUGUGGCCAUGAAGGACCAACAGCCCAUCAGAAGGUGGUCUUCUCUUACUAAGUUGUCAUGUGGGGCUGAAAAGAGCUCCAGUCGGACAUCAGUUCACCAACGCAACACCGAUUUACAUGGCUCCUUAGACAGAGGUCUGCUGUCUGGCUACAAAAAGGAACCCCGUAGUUUAAAUGGGGACCUUUAUUUACCUUUAACUUCGUCCUUACUGUGUCACAGCUUGUUACAGCGCUCACCUGGUGCUGGUCCCUGUUACUGGAGCAAACAUGGGAGUAAAUCUACUGGGUUUGAAACAGACCUGUCUCAGUCAUCAACCCUAUCUUCACCUGUUAAACUGAGCAGUUUGGGAGGUGGUCAAAUGAAUUGCCUUGAUUUACCAAAGCGACUAGAGUCACCUCUUGGUCACCAGGUUGACAGAGACUCUCCGAUUCAGCCGGCCGUCCGCACACAGAUGUGGCUGGCUGAGCAAAUGGAGUACAGCUCUAAAAGUGAGCAUGGAGGAGAACUUAACCAGCUCGCUGGCACUGGAACAAAGGUGUGUGGUGGAGAAGGCCUGGCACCUUGGCAAGGACAAACACUUGAACCAGGGUUGCAGGACCAGAUGCUGCAGGGGACAUCCCAUAUCAUCAACACUCUGGUGAAGGUUAAAGAGGGAAUGCUGAGACAAAGAGAGUUGGAAAUAGAUAGGCAGAAUCAGCAGAUACUGCAGCUACAUGCUCGCAUUAGAGAAAAUGAGCUGAGAGCCCAGCAGGUCCUGCACAGUCAGAGGUGGUUUGAAGACCCUCAGAUUUUGAAAAUGAAGGAAUCUGUAAAGGAAAUGCCGACUGAGCGACUGGACUGUCAUGAAGAUCUUAGCAGAAAAAUGGCAGUGGCUGAACUGGAAGUGCUCCAUCUUAAUGAGCUUUACAAGCAAGCCACUCAAAAAUAUACAGAAGACCUCAGGAAACUGGAAGAAAAGAUAAAAACAAGGGAUCGCUAUAUCAGCAGUUUGAAAAAGAAAUGUCAGAGGGAGAGUGAACAGAACCAGGAAAAGCAGCAACGCAUAGAAACUCUGGAGAAAUAUCUUGCAGACCUGCCAACGCUGGGCGAGGUCCAGGUCCAGUCCCUGCAGCUGGAACAGGUGCAGAAGAAAGCUGAAGACCUGGAGAAGAACAUGUCUCGCUUACAGCAGGAUCUUGACGAUUGCAGUGGUUUGUUGAAAGACAAAGAUGUCAAGAUUAAGACACAAGACAGGAGAGAGACGGAGCUGAUUGCGUCUGUGCACAGUCUGCAGCAGAAGGUGCAACAGUGUUUGGAGGACGGGGUGAGGUUGCCUAUGAUGGAUCUGAAGCAGCUUGAGGAAGAAAACACAGAACUUCUGGGGAAGCAAGACCAUAGCAGCAAGCUCAUCGAGCACCAGAAAGGACAGAUUCUUCGACUAAACUCUCACAUAAAGGCCGUCAGUGCAAGACUACACAAGGGAAGAAGACCUUCUCUCUUGUGUUCUUCUGAGAACCAAGAAAGUCCGUCCAUUGAAUCUUUGGCCUUGUCACAGCAGCCACAGGUGGAUAAUGAGCUGUCCCAUGUGGAGAUGUCACAAGUGGGACAGCUUUUGAAGGAAAUGUCCCUGUGUCUGCUGGACCUUCAGGCCCUCUGCAACAUCUUGGUUCAAAGAGCUCAAGGGAAGGAGCUCAACUUGUCCCUGCUGCUGCGGAUGACAUAAAACGCAUCUCAUCUGCCUUAAAGGGAACCUGCACUUUUGUAUUUAUUUUGCAAUCACUAUGAGAGACAAGAAGACAAAAGUUUGUUUUUUUCUUUUGCAUUCUGACAUAUAAAAAUCGUCUCUUUCUCUGUGACCAGGUAAUGGGAGCAAUCAAUUCUACCUCUAAAUCACUUUAAAAAUGCAUUCAAAAACCGUCAACAACACUUCAUUUAACAUUCUGUAACCUGCAUGAUAACCAAACUGUUGCAACAUUGUUAUUGUAAGAGCGAACACUGAGGAACAGUCAGGAACUCUUUUAUUUAUUAUUUUGUCGACAAUCUUCCUGCUAAGCUGCGCUCUCAGGUCGCAAUGACGAGGCCGUAGAUUUCUGACAAUUUGGUCGCUUUAUUCUUAUUUCUGCAGGACAGAACCCGACACGUUUGCCAGUCUUAAAGGAGCACACACACAUACGCUAGUCUCAUAACACAAGUGUCAUUGUGCUGUCUUUCUUACUUGUUGUGGAUUCUCUGCAUGGAGUGAGAAGAGAAACUGUGAUAUAUCAACUCAAUAACAGAAAGUUGUCUUUAGUUUUGUUGGUUUUGAUGCAGACGUGCAGCAACAUCCUGACACUUCCAAUGUGUGGCUUUAAUGAGUUGCUUCCCAAAGUGUGUUCAAUAGCUUAUACACUACUGCCAUCUAGUGUCUCAAAUCUGCAAUUACCUUCCAAUCUACUUUAUUUUAUCACUUUGACAUUAGAUUUUUUGAAGAAAUAAACCAAAAUAAAAUAUAGUUCUAAAAAUACCAGCUCAUAAACUUACAAUAAAACAUGCUUUUAUAUUGUGAAAGUAUCAUUUUGCAGCCAUAUUUGCUGCUACAUUCAUGCUGUGCUUAGUGACCAGCAGGCACUCGAACACGCACCCGAAGGUGCAAUGAAUGUAACAAAAUACACAGAACUUAUUACUCUCAUUUUGCCAAAAUCUUAAUUUGUUUUGGACCAAAAAUCACAUAGAAAUUAUGACUUUUGUGUGAAGUCUGUAACUGUGGUGGCUGCCUCCAAAUAUUUGUAAUCACUGUAUGUAUCUCUCAUGUAUUAUUCUAACUGAUCUUUUUUCUAACAUGGUGAGUGAAUAAGUCUACUUUUGUACUUAUUUCUACAGAACAACUCAGAUAUGGCAACUGGAGAUGUCCGAUAAUGGCUUUUUUGCCGAUAUCUGAUAUUCCGAUAUUGUCCAACUCUUAAUUACCAAUUCCGAUAUCAACCGAUACCGAUACAUACAGUCGUGGAAUUAACACAUUAUUAUGCCUAAUUUUUUUGUGAUGCCCCGCUGGAUGCAUUAAACAAUAUAACAAGGUUUUCCAAAAUAAAUCAACUCAAGUUAUGGAAAAAAAUGCCAACAUGGCACUGCCAUAUUUAUUGUUAAAGUCACAAAGUGCAUUAUUUGUUUUAACAUGCCUCAAAACAGCAGCUUGGAAUUUGGGACAUGCUCUCCCUGAGAGAGCAUGAGGAGGUUGGGGUGGGUGAGGUAUGGGGUAGCGGGUGGUGUAUAUUGCAAGGGGUUCUGGGUAUUUGUUCUGUUGUGUUUAUGUUGUGUUACGGUGCGGAUGUUCUCCCGAAAUGUGUUUGUCAUUCUUGUUUGGUGUGGGUUCACAGUGUGGCGCAUAUUUGUAA